This is a messenger RNA of Trichobilharzia regenti, 2629 nucleotides long. The record is from the annotation of a GenBank genome assembly. NCBI's taxonomy places the organism in Eukaryota, Metazoa, Platyhelminthes, Trematoda, Strigeidida, Schistosomatidae.
UUAGUGGUGCUUAAAGUUUAACUUGAUCGAAAACAGCAUUCUUGAGACGACAGCAAACCCUAAGCAAACAACCGAUACGAACACAUUUGAGAGCAAGAAGAAGAACACGGAAUGCGAAAGUGAGUCGUUCCUUUGAUGGCAAGAGGUACAGAUUUUAGGCGGGUAGAUUAAAAGUGCGGUUUACAUCGGUUAAUACAUGGUCCACUGCACCGACACGGAACAUAUCUACAAUACAAGGGAAAAAUCCAGUUAUAUUUAAAUCAUAAAGUAUAAGUACAAUCGGAUCGACAUUCUCAAUUUUCUAAUGUAUCCUGAAAUUUGAGUCGUUUGACUUAACCUUCUGAUCAAUGGCAACUUAUUUGGAUUUGGAUAAGUGCAAAUUAUUGUGUUCUUGUAAGAGAACGAGUCCAUUAUGCACGUUAUAUUUCUGCCGACAUUGUUUAACUCUUCGAUGUCCUGAUUGUGUUUCACAUGAGGUGGAUUCUUAUUACUGUCCAAAUUGUCUUGAAAAUAUGGCAAGUGCUGAGGCAAAAAUGCGAAAGCAUCGUUGUGGUAAUUGUUUUGAUUGUCCUAGCUGUGGGCAUACGUUGUGUACACGUGCUACUGCAGUGGUCCAAGCUAAACCCGAUGAACCGGGUAGAACUACAGCACAGAAGGCCUAUUUUUUAGCCUGUGGUUUUUGUCGUUGGAUUACUAGAGAUAGUGGUAUUCCAGAUCAACAACAGGCUGCUGGUGGAUGGCAAGAGAAAACAAGUCCACAUUUUAAGCGGAUCUCUGAAUUAAUCGAUAGUUAUCGUCAUUUGGCCGUUCAAGAGAAGGAAGAUCAAGAGUGGAAUAAAUUUGCCCGGAAGAGAAAUUAUAUGAUUCUACUGGAACGUUACCCUGUUUUAAAUCCGCGCUUACGACGUUACUGUUCAUCUUCGUGGACGACACCUCAACGAGAGAGUGGUCCAGCUAAAAAGGUGGUAAUUCCAUCUUCUGAAGCUAUCUCCGAUAUUCCACCGUUUGAUCUAGAUGAAUACAUCAACCAACCAUUGAAUAUCGAUAAAAUAACCAAUAUUCAUCAGCGUCAUUUAGCACCACAAGUUCAACCAAAGCAUAUAUCACAAUUGGAACCACGACCAAAAAGUUUAGUUGUUAAACGAUCAAUGCGUUGUCGUGUUUGUGAGCAUAAUUUAUGCAAAUCUGAUUUUAAUCCAAGUUCUAUUAAAUUUCGAAUCAAUUUGAGUGCUAUUUAUCAUGUCCCUGAACUGAGAUACAUGAUCCCAUCACCGUCAACUUCAGCGACAGGAAAAACAACUCCAUCAGGCAAUGUUGGAUUGAAUGUGAAUAAAGCUGAUUUUCAACGGCGUACUUCUACAACACUAGUUGCUAUGAAAUCUGAACCUGUGGUACAUGCAAACGCUGCGCCUGGUCAAAAACUCAAUCUAAUUUUAACGCUAACUAAUCCAAUGCAUCGUGUUACAACUGUAUCACUGCGUCAGUUAACUAUAGCUGAAGAAUUACAACACCUAGGACACCUGAUAGUUAAAGAUCACGGGACUGAAAAGUCAUCUGCAUCGUCUACAAUAACAAAAGUUGAGUCAACUUCAUCUGCCAGCAGUACCAAUGAAUCACUAUUAGUUAGUUCUUCUGGAGAUACACCUCCUACACCGUUGUCAACUGACGAACAGGAAUUAUGUUUUUCUACUGUGAAUGUUAUUUUACCGACUGAAGAAUUGAAGCUUGCACCUCGUAAUGAUAUUGUGGAUUGUGAUGUAAGCGCAAGUCAAAAUUCAGGAGACUACAAAGAUGAUCCAAAGAUCGUAGCAUUCCGUCGUGGUAACAAACUCGGUAUUAACAUUGACUUAAUACCCAAAAACAACACUAGUAGUAAGGCAAAAACAUCACGAAAUCCAAGUUUAGCUCCGGUUAGUGAAGAAGAACAAGGCAUUGAUAUAAUAAUACAGCCUAAAUCAUCUACUGAGUUAGUUCCAUUAAGAGCAGCUAUUCACUUGACUUAUGAUUACAAGAAUACAUCAACCACAUUAUUGACUGCAGCGGCGGCGGCAGCAGCUGCCGCGGCUAACAAAUCAAACGAUUCAAUAUCUCCAAACAAAUCGACAGAAACAACAACAACAAUCAGUUCUGAGACAUCAAGUACUACUACACCGACAGCAGCAGCAUCUGUUGUCUUAGAGCAACAACAACAACAACGGCCUCCACCACCGCCAGCUGAUGAAAUUCAACAAAUUCAAGUCAUAGCAUUACUUGAUUUCGGUCAUAUGCCUGUCAAAAACUAAAAGAAACUAAUAACAUACCUGAUAACUUCUUUUCAUAUAUUGCGGAAUUCUAGUUCUGCACUUCAACACAUUGCUUUUCCUAACUUACUUUCUUGUGAUCGAUUAUUUUGCUUAUUUAUACGCUUUGUGUGGAUGGGUGGGUGUGUUGGACUAACGUAAUUUGACCUUUUUUUAAAUAUUAAUAAAGCACUUUGGGUCAAUGGUGAUGAAUCUGAGUUUUAGGUUAAGGGGUAAUAAUAAUAAUAAACUGUUUUUGAACAUUUUUCAUACAUUUUGGUUCCUUUGAUAAAUUUCGAUGAAGAAAGGAAGACGAAAUUUGCAGUAUAAUAAAAUGAUUUCAUCAUUCU